Messenger RNA from Asparagus officinalis (garden asparagus), 1914 nucleotides. RefSeq names its product transcription factor NAI1-like. The record is from RefSeq and is a predicted model, not a curated record. The transcript is spliced from 4 exons. NCBI's taxonomy places the organism in Eukaryota, Viridiplantae, Streptophyta, Magnoliopsida, Asparagales, Asparagaceae. The coding region runs from base 77 to 535 and encodes 152 amino acids.
UAAAAAAUUAUUAUCUGUUCUAUGUUCCCUUGCAUUGUAAAAAUUUUAUCAUGUUUUAAUUAUGUUUGAUUCAUAGAUGGACAAGAAUUCAGUCCUCGGCCGUGCAAUCAAGUACCUGAAGCAGCUUCAGGAGCAGGUGAAGACUCUGGAAGUGCAGCCGGCGAAGAAGAUAGCAGAGCCUGCGGUGAUCGUAAGGAAAUGUCAGCUCUCAGAUGAUGAUGGGUCUUCUUGUGAGGAAAUUUUUUGUGAAGGGAAGCCUAACGAAGCUAAUAACAACAUUGAUGUUGAGGUCGAGGCGAAGCUAUCGGGAAAGACUGUUCUGUUGAAGAUUCACUGCAAGAAGAGCAAAGGAUUACUGGUGAAGAUACUGGCGGAGAUUGAGAGCCUGAAGCUUUCUGUUCUGAAUACCAGCUGCAUUCCUUUUACAGCUUCUGCUAUCGAUAUCACUGUGAUGGCUCAGGUUGAAGACGGGUUUUCUUUGACGGUGAAGGAGCUUGUAAAGGAGCUAAAUGUAUCAUUCAAGAAGUUCAUGUGAAGGAUUUGAUGGAGCAGAAGUUCUUUCUUGUUAGUACGAUCGAUGAUGAGGGGGGUUUUGUUCUUGAUUUGCUUCUUUUUUACAAGGCUUCAUUUUCUUUGACAGUGUAGGAGGUUGUAAUUAAAGAAGCUAAAUGUAAUCAUUGAAGCAGUUCAUGUGAAGGAUUUGAUGGAGCAGAAGUUCUUACUUGUCUUGUCGAAGUGGUAGAUAUACGGAGCUCGCAAAGAAACUCAUGUCGUGCAACUUUGGAGUAUAUGCAAUGGAUUGAACAGGUAGACACCAUGUACACACUGUUCUCUGGCACCUCUCUGUUUUGUCCCUUUCUUGCAAAAUUUUUUUGACUUCCAUCAAUUUGAUUACAAGACUAUAAAAGCCCAUUCAAGCAAGAAAGCUCAAAUGCCUCUAGUCUCUGUCUGCAUGAUCUUUACCGUUCAAGAAAAAAGCUCAUUGAUUAUAUUCUCACUUCUAUUCAGGAAGCUCUCAAAGCACUGUGGCAAACAUCUUUCCCAACAACAAACCUUACAGGCUUAGUCUCUGAGUAAUGGAAAGAUAUGGGUUGGCAAGGUUUAAAUCCAUCAACAGACUUCCGGUAAAUUAAAGAAUCAGAACAGUCUUAACACAUGCACGCACACACAGAAGGAUUGAGCUGUUUUGCGUAGUCCUCAAAUUACUAUUGCUUUCUAUUUAUUUCAGUCACGUAUUUAUAUUCUUCAUCUUUUAGUUUUGAAUAAAAUUACAUAUGUGCUAAAAGCUACUAACUUAUGACUGUGGGAAGUUAUCUAUCAAAUUAGACUUUCUAUACAACAUUUUAUUUGAUACUCUUCAUAGUAAGACUUACGAUGUUCUGAAUUUGGCGAAACAUUACAAUUUUGUUAGCAGCCACAGAUUAGACCUCCACUUGUCUAUUGCCUAGAUGAAACCACAGAUUGCAUGCAUAGAAUGAUAUUUAGAAACUUGUCUAUUGUUAAACUUUAUAUGUUCCACGGAGAGAUGAUCUGAUUUUCAAAAUUUAAAGCGACAAUAUCCACUGCUUUGACUUGUUCUGGUAUUUUAAUUUUUCUUGAAAGGGAGGAAAACUCAAGUUAUUUAUGUGUCUAUUUGUGUACCAAUUCUUGACUUUAUGUUUACUAUGUUGAUUCAUUCAAUUUGAAUGCAGUUAUCAACUUCAAAAGUUUCUUACAGGGGCUGUGGAUUUGUUUCACUUGAGAAUCUACUAUUUUUUGCUCAGACCUAUCCGGUAUCACAUAUUGCUUUCGAUAUGUUUUUGUUUACUUAUUUUAUACAAUUCAUAUAUGUUGCAAUUAAUGAAUGUAGGUUUCUUUCAAAAGAAUAUUACUUAAACAAGAAGGGACAAGAGCAGUAUGGGAAUAUCCAUUUGC